Molecule: messenger RNA, 753 nt
Organism: Pieris macdunnoughi
Lineage: Eukaryota; Metazoa; Arthropoda; Insecta; Lepidoptera; Pieridae
Source: the annotation of a GenBank genome assembly
AUGUCUGGAUUAUCUUACUUGUGUGAUUACGGAGAUUCCGGAGAAAGUGAAACGGAGGAAAGUAGGAAUAUUGUAAAAGAAAAAUUAAAGUUACCAGUACCGAAUCUGACUAAGGUAUCUGUAUGUCCUUCAGAUUCUUAUUGUGAUGAUCCACAGCAACACCAUGGUCGCAUACGAACAUUUCCUCAUAUAAGAGGAAAUUGGGCGAGUUUAGUGUAUAUAAAAUCUCCUGAUGAAAGUGACGUACUUGAUUUGCUGAAUAAAAUAAAAUUUGUUUUUAAAACCAUUGAUGAAACCUGCUAUCCAUGUGAUAAUUUACAUAUAAGUGUGUCAAAAACUGUUGUAUUAAAGUAUCAUCUAAUAACAUCAUUUACAACAUCCUUACAAAAGAUUAUUAGCGGAAUAGAAACUUUUGAAUUGGGGUUUGAUACUAUAGAGGUAUACACCAAUGAAGAAAAAACUCGAACAUUUCUUGCUUUGAAGGCCGAUCAAUUGAGCAGAAAAUUUUUGCUCAAAAUUGUUGAAAAAGUGGAUACUGUACUUGAAGACUACAACUUACCAACCUUUUAUAAAGAUCCAUCAUUUCAUAUGAGCAUUUUGUGGUGGAAAGGGGAUAUGAAGGAUGUUAUUUUAAAUCACAUUGAUGAAUUAAAUACCAUUCUGGCUCAGGAGAAAGAAGUUUUCAGGAAUUUUUAUAUACAAAAAGUAGAUUGUAAAGUUGGUAAUAAAUAUUACCAGUUUCAUCUUGACUAA